CGAUAAAAAUCUAAAGAAGAAGAAGAAGAAGAAGAAGAAGAAAAGUCUCGCUUGUUUAGAGAUCAUAAAGGAAAGAUUAUUCCUGAUCACAUGAAGCAUCAUCGUCGUUUAUUGAAUUCUUCGGGACAGUUAAUGAAUUAUGGUGCAGUCCUGCUCAGCGUACGGGUGCAAAAACCGAUAUCACAAAGAUAAAAACAUCUCCUUUCAUAAAUUCCCACUUGCCAGACCAGAUGUGUGUGAAAAAUGGGUGACUGCCAUAAAGAGAAGAAACUUUAAACCCACGAAGUACAGCAGCAUCUGCUCGCAACACUUCACCAAAAACUCUUUCAGACAAGACUGCAACAACCGCGUGCUGAAGGAUGAUGCUGUGCCGUCUCUCUUCAAACUUCACAUACAGGCAAGAUCUCUGCGGGAAGACUUGAUCCUGGGUCUCCAUCCCAACACGUUCAUCUCCUCCGACCACAACUACACUGUGGAGGACACGGUCCAGCAGAAGAGACGCAUCACGCAGCUGGAGUCACAGCUGGAGAAACUGCGGAAGAACCUGAAGAGGGUGCAGCAGAAAUGUCGUCGUCAGGAGAGACAACUCAGACGUCUCAAAGCCAUGGGUGACUUUCAAAAGACUGGAAAACAUCUGUCAUUAGGAGAAAACUAUGUUAUCUUGUCCAAAGAGAUGUAUGAUGCCCUGAAGGGAUUAGAACCAAUUGAAGCGCUGUAAGAGAACUCGACAAUGAUCUCAUAUCGACCCUCCUGAGGAUUUAGCGUGUGGAUAUAUAAAGGGUUUUAUAAGUGGGCUGUACGAUCGGUUGCAUAAAACUCAACUUUGCUGCUGAGAUUGUUUUUGUGCAUUGAUCACAGAUCAUUGUGGUAAAAUCUUUGCGUAGAUAUUUAAAGUGAACUAAAAACUAUAUACGGCAAGAUUCAGGAAAGAUUCAAGUCUUAUUGUUUAUGAACUCUGGGAGGGAGUCUCACUUACUGAAGCCCUUACCAUUUAAAAUAUUUAAAACUCUUCAAAACCAAAUGAGAAUGACGUGACCAAACGCUGAUCACCUGAUACUGACUCCAUCCUGCUAUAAUGGGGUACACUUUAAUUGAUAGAUGAUGACAUCAGGUUCUCAUUAUUAGCAGAUUAGUUGGCAAAUUUUAGAUCAGGGUUUAUUUCCCAGUUUAAAUGUGUGUUGUGUGUUGUAUGUGGUUUACAAGGAAACAUGAAUAAUGAUGUAGUGUAUAACAACAUAACACUUCCAGUGUCCUCAUAAACCAGAUGGGUUAAAACAUACUAAAUGGUAAUUUUAGAAUUUACAGUUUGUAAAUGAUAAGUCUUUAUGUCUAUGGGGAGUUCCUAUAAAGCCUGUGUGUGUGUGUGUGUGGGCGCGUGUGAAAUAUAAUGUGCAAUGUAAAAGUUAUUUUAAAAAAAAGUCUAUUUUUGACUGAUCCUCUACUGGACCAAACUGAUGUUUACUGAAAAGCUUUCAUUAUAUAUUUAGAAGAUAUCAAUGGGUUUUGUGGAUCUAUUUUGUGCUAAUUUAUUGUUCAGACAAUAAAAGUUUCGACACAAUGAAAGUUAUAUAUAUUUAUGUUUUAUAUUACUGUUUUAAUUCAGAUUUAUCGAUAUUAUCUUGUGCACAUGCUCUUUGAAUAGUUGUUGUAUUCAAUCUUUUUGAAUCUCAUUCUUUAUUUCCACUAAAAAGCUUUUUUUAGAGAAGGCGAUAGUAUGCUAGUAAGGGUUACAGAAAACAGGAUUCUUGUUGA
Paramisgurnus dabryanus is the source of this 1752-nucleotide messenger RNA. RefSeq names its product THAP domain containing, apoptosis associated protein 1 (gene thap1). Gene Ontology annotation, cellular component: nucleus. Lineage: Eukaryota; Metazoa; Chordata; Actinopteri; Cypriniformes; Cobitidae. Gene Ontology annotation, molecular function: DNA-binding transcription factor activity; RNA polymerase II cis-regulatory region sequence-specific DNA binding. Gene Ontology annotation, biological process: regulation of transcription by RNA polymerase II. The record is from RefSeq and is a predicted model, not a curated record.